Molecule: messenger RNA, 3161 nt
Organism: Rhinopithecus roxellana (golden snub-nosed monkey)
Lineage: Eukaryota; Metazoa; Chordata; Mammalia; Primates; Cercopithecidae
Gene: ZNF219
Product: zinc finger protein 219
Exons: 6
Coding region: 188-2701 (837 amino acids)
Biological process (GO): regulation of DNA-templated transcription
Cellular component (GO): nucleus
Molecular function (GO): RNA polymerase II cis-regulatory region sequence-specific DNA binding; DNA-binding transcription factor activity, RNA polymerase II-specific
Source: RefSeq, a predicted model, not a curated record
CUUACUCCCUCCGACAGCGCCCCCCGUCUCCAAACCGCCCGCACCCCGCCCCUGGCGGCCGCCUCUCGCGGCUCCCGGGGUCCCCAGCUCCCUGUCCCCGGAGCCAGAGCCCGGCUCCCGCGCGGCUCCCAGCCCCGCCGCGCCGCCCCCCGCAUGCUAAUGGCCGGGCCGCCUCCCGCCGCACACAAUGCGGGCCAGGGCCGGGGGCGGGGGACCGGGGAGGGGGCGGGGGCCGGGCCGGGGGCGGGGGGGCCGGGGCCCGGCGCAUCUCCCCCGGCCCCACGUAACGCUGACGCCCGCGCCGCCGGCCCGCCGCCCGCCGCCGCCGCCGCCGCCGCCGCCCGCUCCGCCGCCGCCCGCCCGGGGCUCCUCCACAGCACCUGUUGCCUUCAUUAGCAGCUUUUCCUCCUCUUCCCUGCACUCCCCAGAACCAAAGAAUGUGAAGGGGGUCCAUGGAGAAGUUAACUCCUUGGUCCUGACAUCUCGAUUCCCAUACACCCCACCCCCAACUUCCCGAGAUCUUUCUCCACAGGGCUCACGUCCCCGCGCCCCGAGCGGCCACUUAGCGCCGUCGCCGCCGGCUUUCGACGGCGAGCUGGAUUUGCAGCGAUACUCCAACGGGCCAGCCGUGAGCGCAGGGUCGCCCGGGAUGGGAGCGGUGAGCUGGUCUGAGAGUCGUGCAGGCGAACGGCGCUUCCCCUGCCCUGUAUGUGGGAAGCGCUUCCGCUUCAACUCUAUCCUGGCUUUGCACCUGCGGGCGCACCCAGGCGCCCAGGCCUUCCAGUGCCCACACUGCGGCCACCGCGCGGCGCAGCGGGCUCUGCUGCGCUCGCACCUGCGCACACACCAGCCUGAGCGCCCACGUAGUCCUGCUGCACGCCUGUUGCUGGAGUUGGAAGAGCGCGCGCUACUACGCGAGGCUCGACUGGGGAGAGCCCGAAGCUCAGGGGGCAUGCAGGCCACCGCUGCCACUGAGGGCUUGGCGCGGCCCCAGGCUCCUUCAUCGUCCGCCUUCCGUUGCCCCUACUGCAAAGGCAAGUUUCGCACCUCGGCGGAGCGCGAACGCCACCUGCACAUCCUGCACAGGCCCUGGAAGUGCGGCCUGUGCAGUUUCGGCUCCAGCCAGGAGGAGGAGCUGCUGCACCACAGCCUGACGGCCCACGGGGCUCCCGAGCGCCCCCUGGCGGCCACCACCGCUGCGCCUCAGCCUCAGCCUCAGCCUCAGCCUCAGCCUCAGCCUCCACUCCAGCCAGAAACUAGAUCAGUCCCAGAGCCGGAGCCCAAGCCCGAACGUGAGGCAACCCCGACCCCAGCUCCUGUCGCUCCCGAGGAGCCCCCAGCACCUCCGGAGUUCCGCUGCCAAGUGUGCGGCCAGAGCUUUACACAGUCUUGGUUUCUCAAGGGCCACAUGCGUAAGCACAAGGCCUCCUUCGAUCAUGCGUGUCCGGUGUGCGGCCGCUGCUUCAAAGAGCCCUGGUUCCUUAAGAACCACAUGAAGGUGCACGCCAGCAAGCUGGGCCCACUGCGUGCCCCGGGGCCUGGCUCCGGGCCUGCCCGAGCCCCCCAGCCUCCUGACCUCGGCCUGCUGGCCUAUGAGCCAUUGGGCCCAGCGCUCCUCUUGGCCCCAGCGCCCACCCCGGCCGAGCGCCGUGAGCCCCCGAGCCUCUUGGGCUACCUGAGCCUGCGAGCUGGCGAGGGCCGGCCCAACGGCGAGGGUGCUGAGCCCGGGCCCGGCCGCAGCUUCGGAGGCUUCCGCCCGCUGUCCUCUGCUCUCCCGGCCCGGGCUCGCCGGCACCGUGCAGAGGAGCCGGAGGAAGAAGAGGAGGUGGUGGAGGCCGAGGAGGAGACCUGGGCCCGGGGCAGGUCGCUGGGCCCUCUGGCUUCCCUGCAUGCGCGCCCGGGUGAGGGACCAGGGCACUCUGCCCCUGCUGCUGGGGCCCCGGCAAGAUCGACCACCACGCAGGAAGAGAAUGGGCUGUUGGUUGGAGGGACCCGGCCUGAAGGGGGCCGGGGUGCCACCGGCAAGGAUUGUCCCUUCUGCGGAAAAUCUUUCCGCUCAGCACAUCACCUCAAAGUGCAUCUGCGAGUGCACACAGGCGAGCGGCCCUACAAGUGUCCGCACUGCGACUACGCGGGCACCCAGUCCGGCUCGCUCAAGUAUCACCUACAGCGCCACCACCGGGAGCAGAGGAGCGGGGCCGGCCCUGGGCCACCCCCGGAACCACCGCCUCCUUCCCAGCGGGGUUCAGCCCCGCAAUCUGGAGCCAAGCCGUCUCCACAGCCUGCGACCUGGGUGGAGGGUGCCUCAAGCCCCCGGCCUCCUUCUAGCGGUGCUGGGCCGGGGUCCCGUCGGAAGCCCGCCAGCCCUGGGAGGACCCUGCGCAACGGGCGAGGUGGUGAGGCCGAACCCCUGGACCUGUCCUUGCGGGCAGGGCCGGGAGGCGAGGCCGGGCCGGGGGGUGCUCUCCACCGCUGCCUCUUCUGCCCUUUCGCCACUGGAGCCCCAGAGCUCAUGGCCUUGCACCUUCAAGUGCACCACAGCCGCCGGGCUAGGGGCCGCCGGCCACCCCAGGCUGACGCGUCCUCGCCCUAUGCCCGAGUACCAUCAGGAGAGACCCCUCCCAGUCCUUCGCAGGAAGGGGAGGAGGGCUCCGGGCUGUCCAGACCCGGAGAGGCAGGGCUAGGGGGGCAAGAACGGUAGUGAGCCCUCAGGGGUGAUUAGCUUAGUGAGCUUACCCCGCCGGAGCGGGGGAGCGCUAGAGGUAGAUGGGUAGAGAAGCCAGCAGGGGGCAGCGUGGGACCCAUAUCCCAGCCCCAGGCGGACCAGAGGUGGAAGGGGCGGCGGGCGUAGGAGGGUGGGCUGGCGGUACCCACCCAGCCCAAGGGAGUCACAGUGCCUUAGAAGUGGCAGAGGUGAGGGUCAAAGAACGGGGUCCCUGGGCUGGCAGAGAGGGUUUGUGUCCCUGUUGAGGAGCCACUCUGCCAGUCUUUGCUGGUCCAUAGGCGUGAGAGUUUAUUUUUGUACAAGGGGUGAGGGUGGGGAGCACUGUACCCUUCUAGCCCCAUCAGGGGCCCUGUAGACGUCGCUAUUUUUGGUACGAUUCCUGUCAUCCCUGUUGCAGAGUCGUGUCCCCAAUAAACAGGUGUCGUGAGGCACAGGG